This is a messenger RNA of Dendrobium catenatum, 951 nucleotides long. Its product is annotated as transcription factor MYB13. NCBI's taxonomy places the organism in Eukaryota, Viridiplantae, Streptophyta, Magnoliopsida, Asparagales, Orchidaceae. The transcript has 3 exons. The record is from RefSeq and is a predicted model, not a curated record. Bases 1 to 951 code for a protein of 316 amino acids.
AUGGGGCAUCACUCCUGCUGCAAUCAGCAGAAGGUGAAGAGGGGGCUGUGGUCUCCUGAGGAAGAUGAGAAGCUUAUCAAGUAUAUUACCACUCAUGGCUAUGGCUGCUGGAGUGAAGUUCCUGACAAAGCAGGACUUCAAAGAUGUGGGAAAAGUUGCAGAUUGAGAUGGAUAAAUUACCUGAGGCCUGACAUUCGACGUGGGAGAUUCAGCCCUGAAGAGGAGAAACUAAUCAUUAGCUUGCAUGCAGUGGUUGGAAACCGAUGGGCUCAUAUUGCAAGCCACCUGCCUGGAAGGACAGACAACGAGAUAAAAAAUUAUUGGAAUUCAUGGAUCAAGAAGAAGAUAAGAAAGCCGAACACAGGCACAUCUACUUCUUCAAUUCGCCAAAAUUCAAAUAUUCAGAUUCCACCAACAUUUACACAAGACUUCAACUCCCUCGCUCAAUUUGAACCACUAGCAAAUCAAGUCAUGACAAACUCAAAUCCAAAUGACAACAGCUCCAUCUUCCCUUCUUCCCCCAUCCCUCUAUUCAUGUUCGAGUCCGAGUGCGGCGCCACAAUGGGCAAAGAUGAUCAUGAGCUUGUCGCCGACGUCGGAAACCUGAACUUGGUUGAUAUUUGGAGCACAAAUGGCAACCAGAACGAUCAUCAGGCAUUAUCUCCUCUCUGCUCUUUUGUCGAUCAUAACUAUUUGCCUCCCCUUGUGGACGGGAUGGUAACAAUGGGUCCACCUCCUGGCUGCAUUGGUGAGGAUUGUGCGGCUAGCGGCAGCCAUGAAUGUUUUGAAAAGAACGAAUUAAGUGAGUGGGUUGAAGCUCAGCAAUACCCGGGCUUCUUCAUUUGGGACCAAGGAUUACAAGGUCAGAUCGGAGGUGAAGAUCUGCCUGUCUCGAGUCCUCCAAAAUCUAACACUGAUACCUCAGUUGACACAUUUCCUUCCUCUUUGUGA